Molecule: messenger RNA, 1343 nt
Organism: Solanum pennellii
Lineage: Eukaryota; Viridiplantae; Streptophyta; Magnoliopsida; Solanales; Solanaceae
Product: WAT1-related protein At1g09380-like
Exons: 7
Coding region: 138-1268 (376 amino acids)
Cellular component (GO): plasma membrane
Molecular function (GO): transmembrane transporter activity
Source: RefSeq, a predicted model, not a curated record
GAAAACAAAAUAUGGUCCUCCUAGCUGUUCAUGAACACUAUAUAUACCCUACCCCAUUUAUAAUCUUCUUACUUUAAAGCUAAGCAUAUAACAAUUGUAAAUGUAUAUACUGUAGCUUCUUUCUUGUUUGGGAAAAAAUGGGAAAAAAUUUAUUUCCUUUCUUUCUAAUGGUUCUAGUACAAUUAGGUUCUGCUGGAACAGCUAUUAUAUCAAAAAUUGUAAUGGAUGAUGGGAUGAAUCCAUAUGUGCAUUUGUCUUAUCGACAAAUUAUUGCAACUAUUUCUAUUGCACCCUUUGCUUACUUCUUCGAGAGGGAAACAAGACCUAAAUUGACACCGUCUACCCUAUUCCUCAUAUUCUUGUGUUCUAUUUUCGGGGUAACUGGAAUGCAAACAACAUAUCUUAUUGGAUUAAAGAAUUCCACAGCAACAAUUACAACUGCCCUUGCUAACUUAGUCCCUGCAAUUACAUUCCUUCUUGCUGUCCUUUCUGGGCUUGAAAAAGUAGUAUUGAGAAGUAAAGGAGGGCAAGCCAAAGUGAUGGGGACAAUGUUAUGCAUUUGUGGAGCUAUGUUGCUAUCUUUAUAUCAUGGAAAAAUGUUGAUUGGACAAUUGAAGAUACAUUGGAAAUAUUCACAACAUCAUACAACUAAAAAUAUUAUUCAUGACCCUAAUAAUAACACCCAUGGAAACUUCUUCUUGGGGCCCUUUCUAGUCAUUAUCAGUUGUAUCGUUUACUCUUUAUGGCUAAUCAUACAACCUAGAGUGAAUGAGAGGUAUGCUGCUCCAUAUUCUAGCACAACUUUGAUGUGCUUCAUGGCAAGUUUGGAGUGUACAAUUAUUGCCCUUUGUGUUAAUAAUCAUGACAAAAAUGCAUGGUCUUUGAACCCCAUCAGAGCUAUUUCUGUCCUUUAUAACGGAAUUAUAAGCUCAGCGCUAGCCUUCUAUUUGAUUACAUGGUGCAUAAAAAGGAAAGGACCUCUAUAUGUCUCUGUAUUCCUCCCAUUGCUAUUAGUCAUUUCUGCCUUCCUCAGUUGGGCACUACUUGGCGAGAAAUUAUACGUUGGCACAAUUGUGGGAUCAAUGUUGACUGUUAUUGGACUGUAUGGUUUUCUAUGGGGGAAGAAAAAGGAAAUGGAGCGUAUUAAAAAGGAGACAGAAGAAAAGGUAUUUAAUACUAAGAAGAACCAAUUGACAAAGAUUGAUUUGGAUUUGCAAUUAUCAGAAAAUUCAAAACAUAGCUUCACAAAUGCUCAAAGCAAAAUAUGAUUAUUUAAUUUACUGUUUAUGGAUCGAUCAGAUUAAAAACAUUUGAUCAUCAUCUUAUCAAAUUCAUUAUCUUUU